AUGCGCGGCUUUCUCGCUUUCACCCUGCUCGCAGUGACUCCGGUCUCAGUCUCCGCAUCCCAGGCCUCGAACUUCAACGUCUCUCAAGCCACCGCCGAGUCGUACCAAUGGGGGGGUGGGACCACUAACGCCACCGACCUCGACACCGUGGGCUCGGACUUUGACUGGGACUUCUACGCGGUCGCCGACAAAUUCUCCACGUCCAGACCGGGAGACCUGCUCAAGUUCAAACCGGUGGACCCCACCAACCUCACAACCAUCUCGGGCGUCUCCGUCUACCGCAUCCAGUACGUCUCGGAGGACUUCGAUGGGACGUACGUCCCCGUGUUGGGCUACAUCGCGCUGCCGUACUAUCUUCCUGACAGCGGCAAGUUCCCAUUGAUUGCCUACGCCCACGGCACGAUCGGAGAGUUCCGAGGCUGCGCCAUCUCGAACGGCCCGGGUCUGUUCGACUACAGCAGUUGGAGCCUGCUAAGUGAGCGUGGAUACGCGAUCUUGGGCACCGACUACGCUGGGCUCGGCACGAACGGGACCGACCACAAGUACUGCGCGUUACCCGCGCACGCCAAGAAUCUGUUCCACUCGGCCACUGCAGCUCGCAAAGUGUUCGGGUCGGUGCUAACCAGCAAUUGGAUGUCUGUGGGGCACUCGCAGGGCGGCGGAGCCGUCUGGAAGCUGGCGGAAGACGUUGAGAGUAUCGCGCAGUCUCAAUGCGCCGACAAUGCGACGCAGUGCACCACCGAACCGGACAACUACCUCGGAACGGUGGCGCUCGCGCCGGCCACGAAGAUUUGGGAUAUGACCAAACUGGUGGCAGUGCAGCUGAAGUCGAGCGCCAACAUCCACGCGUACUCUAUCGUAAAUCUGAUCCCCAUGGUGGACCUGGCCAUCCAGAGGCUGCCCGCGUACAACUCGUUCAUGCUGGGCAAGCUCGCAUGGCUCUGUGCCAGCGGGAUGCUCGGACUUACGCUCGAUCUGGACUUGACGCUGUACCCGAAGCAGGAGCACUCGGGGGUUCUCACUGCCGCUGCCCCGGACUGGCUCAAGUGGAUCUCCGAUCGAUUCAGCGGCAAAACCACGACUGGAUCCUGCACGAAGGAGACCAAGCAAGCGUUUGACAACGAGUACGUCCGCGCGGCGCCAGAGAUCGACCUGAGCACGAACAGUGUCAACUAG
Phytophthora sojae is the source of this 1176-nucleotide messenger RNA. RefSeq lists its product as hypothetical. Gene Ontology annotation, molecular function: triacylglycerol lipase activity. The transcript is spliced from 3 exons. The record is from RefSeq and is a predicted model, not a curated record. Bases 1 to 1176 code for a protein of 391 amino acids. Lineage: Eukaryota; Oomycota; Peronosporomycetes; Peronosporales; Peronosporaceae. Gene Ontology annotation, biological process: lipid catabolic process.